AUGCCAGGCGGCAGCGGCACCGGCCAGAACAGUGCGGCCCAUGCCGUUAUCCUGAGGCGGGGCAGCGGGCAGUGUGACGGCCUGACGGGACAGGCAGGAUUCUCGAGGACGGCGGGGACGGGGACGAUUCAGAGUUCACAGGCUUUCGUCAGACGACGGGGACCCGGGGACACGGUGAUUGGUGUCAGUUGUCACGGCGUGGCGUGGUCACCGCGCGCCAAAGCGACAGCGACGGUGGAGUUAAAUGGGGGCGGGCGAUCAUCAGCCAGCGUCACUGCCCCUUGCAGCUACCGCCACGCCACCAUAACGCAGCACGCGCGCGCGCCCAGCCAGGUGAUUCCCAGGGCUCUCAUGCCUGUCGAGAUAUUAGGUGAGAGCGUGGGGGAAGUAAAGGUUGUAUCUGACAUGCACGAGAGGAAAGCAGAGAUGGCUCGACGAUCUGAAGCAUUCAUCGCUCUUCCAGGGGGGUACGGAACCAUGGAGGAGCUGUUGGAGAUGAUAACAUGGUCCCAACUCGGAAUUCACAACAAACCCGUUGGGCUGCUCAAUGUGGAUGGUUACUAUGAUACCCUGCUUGCACUGUUUGACAAAGGCGCGAGAGAGGGCUUCAUCAACCCAGACUGUACACACAUACUUGUCUCAGCGCCAACCGCCGCGGAAUUGCUGACAAAGAUGGAGCAAUACACUCGGUCGCACCAGGAGGUGGCCCCAACGACGAGUUGGGAGAUCUCAGAGCUUGGCUACACAACAGCACCACCGGCUGAUGGAUGA
Molecule: messenger RNA, 771 nt
Organism: Triticum turgidum subsp. durum (durum wheat)
Lineage: Eukaryota; Viridiplantae; Streptophyta; Magnoliopsida; Poales; Poaceae
Source: the annotation of a GenBank genome assembly